UUCAAGCUCCUUCCCCCGCUGCCCUUUUCCCGUUUUUUGCCUCGUGCAACCCUUCUGAUCUCCUUUUCAUCACCGGAUCAAAACCCUUCCCUCACCCCCAAUAUGUCAGCUGACGAUGGACCCGCUGGUAUGAAGCCCGAUGGCGUUAUCGAGUCCAACUGGGACAAGAUCGCCGAGAGCUUCCUUUCUCCAUCUCGGUGCUGCAAAACAUUGACACCACCAAGCGUGAGUGCCAGGCCCUCAUCCUGGCCCCCACUCGUGAGUUGGCCAACCAGAGCCACAUGGUCAUGAUGGCCCUUGGCGAGUACAUGGGCGCUGAGGUCAUGGCUUGCAUCGGUGGUACCUCGGUUGCCGAGGACAUGCGCCGUCUCGAGACUGGCGUUCAUGCCAUCGUCGGUACCCCCGGUCGUGUUUCGGACCUCAUCUCCCGUCGUGCGCUCAACCCCGACACGAUCAAGAUGUUCGUUCUGGAUGAGGCUGAUGAGAUGCUUUCUCUCGGUUUCAAGGACCAGAUCUACGACAUCUUCCGUCUUCUUCCCUCUGACAUCCAGGCCGUCCUUCUCUCGGCUACCAUGCCCCAGGAGGUCCUGGAGGUGACCGAGAAGUUCAUGCGCGACCCCAUCCGCAUCCUUGUCAAGAAGGAGCAGGUCACCCUUGAUGGUAUCAAGCAGUUCUACGUCAACGUUGAGCGUGAGGACUGGAAGCUUGACACCCUCUGCGAUCUCUACGAGACGCUGACCAUCACCCAGGCGUGCAUCUUCUGCAACACUCGCCGCAAAGUCGAGUGGCUCACCACCGCCAUGCGUGACCGUGACUUCACCGUCUCUGCCAUUCACGGCGAGAUGGAGCAGGCUGAGCGUGACGUCAUCAUGCGCGAGUUCCGCUCGGGCAGCUCUCGCGUCCUGAUCACCACCGAUCUGUUGGCCCGUGGUAUUGAUGUGCACCAGGUUUCCCUGGUCAUCAACUUUGACCUGCCCACCCGCCGUGAGCAGUACAUUCACCGUAUUGGCCGUGGCGGUCGUUUCGGUCGUAAGGGUGUUGCCAUCAACUUUGUCACCGCCGACGACCAGCGCGUCAUGCGCGACAUUGAGUCCUUCUACUCGACUAGCAUCGAGGAGAUGCCCAUGAACAUUGCUGACCUCAUCUAAGCUUGGUGUCCUGUUUAUCCCUUGCGGCGUCCUUGGCCCCUGCAAUCAUCCCUGUGGCUCUUUUGGCCUCGUUUAUUCGUCGUCCUUUCCUUUUUCUUUUACUUGUCGCCGCCGCCAUUGGAUGUCGAGCCUGCUUCCUUUGCUUGUUUCCCUGAUUGCCUGCUUUUUUUAGUUUUGGCUCUUCGCUGGCGUUGAUGUGCGUGUACUUUGCUGCCUUUAGUGCUCGUGGGAUGCCUUUUUUCUUCCCUGAUUCCACUCGUUUCUGCCCUUUCUUCUACUCGCUUAAAACUCGUUGUUUGCAACAGCAACUGCUCCCUCUUUUCUUUUUUCUUUCCAAAAGUUGAAAAAAAUACUUUUG
Molecule: messenger RNA, 1506 nt
Organism: Monosiga brevicollis MX1
Lineage: Eukaryota; Choanoflagellata; Craspedida; Salpingoecidae
Exons: 2
Coding region: 282-1148 (288 amino acids)
Molecular function (GO): RNA helicase activity; ATP binding; RNA binding
Source: RefSeq, a predicted model, not a curated record